Molecule: messenger RNA, 1493 nt
Organism: Anopheles coustani
Lineage: Eukaryota; Metazoa; Arthropoda; Insecta; Diptera; Culicidae
Exons: 3
Coding region: 1-390 (129 amino acids)
Source: RefSeq, a predicted model, not a curated record
AUGCAGUGGCAACAGGAAGUGGACGAUGAGGACCUCAUGUACUCUCCGGCUCUGCUGGCCCGGCGAGCGUCCGAGAGCUGGAUAGAGUUCCCUCCAGUAGAGAGUAUUCCAGUCAAUGCAACUCUACAGAGGAAGAAAUCAUUACCAGAUGUACAACAGCUACCGCGCACGACCGGGGCCAUGAGCCGGGAGGAGGUCUCGCUCCUUGGUUCGGCCCGCCGCGAGGAAGUCCGGCGACUGAAGGACGAGCAGGAGCGCUUACGAGUUAAUCCAUUGUUGUAUCUGGUCAGUCCACAAGUGAAGGAUUGGUUCUCGCGCCAGCAACUGGUCAUGCUAGUGCUGAUCGUUAAUAUUGCCUUGGCUAUUUUAUUCUUUAAAAUACUCACAUAGCGUUGGCUCAGUCCGUGUUUGCAUUUCAGCAUGUUUCUAAGAAAGGUGACACUUUAGAAUAGCCGACAGCAGAAAUGAAGAUAACAUUUAAACGAACAUUAUGGGAUAACUCUUGUCGCAGCGGCGGUAUCCACAAGCGCACCCGCAGCCCGCUUUUCCGCCUCGGUGCGCCUCCCUCCGGGCACCGUGUGACCACUUUUGAUGGCGGAAAAUGGCAACAGAAAAAAAACAACAACAACAACAACAAACAAACCAAACCAAACCAAACCAGACGCCAGAGGCAGAACCAACACGUUAACUACUAGCAGGAGCAGAGGAUGACAAAUAUUUCGAGAUAAGCAACAACCCAAGUGAACAGUGAGGCAAUCAAUUAGUGUGCAUGUUUGUGUGCGCGUGUGUGAGUGUGCGUGUGUGCGUGUGCGUGCGUGCGGUGUGUGCGUGUGUAGGUGUGCGUGUGGAGGGGGUGCGUGCGCCUAGCUGGCCACAGCAACCAGCCACCAUCACCCACGACGCCCCACACAACACCACAGCGGCAUGAGAAUGGAGAGAAAUCAAUAAAAUUGUUUAACUUUGUGCAUUCAAUCAUCAAUCUUCGCAAUUACGAUCCAUCCUUUACCUACGUAAAAAAAUAUGAAACAAGUUAUAAAUAAACGUGUAACACCGAUAGUUGUGGGGAAGCAAGGGGAGCAGCAAAUUCGUAACACAAACACAAAUGAGAUGGAGGGUAAAAAGAGGUAAACGCUAGAAAAAAUAAAAACUUUGAAUGCAAAUCAAUGAACCAAAACAUUUCAAGUUCUUAACAAAAAGUAAAAAAAAAACACAAAUAAAACAAGCAUGAAAUGCUAGUAAGGGAUUAGGAAAAUUUCGAAAAAUCGAACGAUACACGUGGAAGAGAUAGCAACAAGAUGAAACAUAUAGAACGAGAGCAAAUUAUAGGAAAGUUAUACAACCGAAGCAAAGAAGCAAAAAAAAAUAGAUAAAAAGAGAUACAUUAAAUUAUAAUGCGGAAGAACCAUGUGCAGAUAAUGCGAAAGCCAAAUCUUACGAAAAAAAAACUUUGUUAACAUAAUUUUUAGCAGAUCGUCUAAAAACGUAAGGAAGAA